UGGACGAUGCGAUUUCGUGGUAAAUUUUAAAAGAAGUAAACAAUAAUAUUGAAUUUAAAAGAAAUAUUUUAAGCUAUCAAAUAUUUUAAGCGUAUACAUAUGUAUAUUAUUUCCUCAAAUUUCGCGCCAAGUGAUAGUGUUGAAUUUAUAUUGGCCGCACUUCAAAAAAAGUAUAAAUGCGUUUGACGCUACAAUAACAAACAGCAAUAAAUGUGACUGGCAUAAAUCACGAAAAGGCAAUAUUCUGUGGAUUCACGAAUGCAGACAUACAUACGUAUGUAUAUGGUGAUGCGUGUAUUUUUUUAUAAUUCCAAGUAAAUCCAAGCAAGCAUUCAACUUAAUUCAAAUUAAAAUUAAACGUGAGAAAGUAGCGAAAAAAAUGUCAUUAUAAAAUAAAGGAAAAAAAAUACAAAUAAGUGCAGAACAAGAAAAGUGAUUUUGUUUGGAAGUUACUCGGAUACACAUAAAUAAAUAUAAAAAAGAUCAUUAACCUACGCUUCACAAAAAAAUUAUAAUUUUUGCUUGUUGGAAAAGCGUGUGGAUUGCCGGACAGCUAAAACUCUAAAAGCUUUGUAAAUAGUGUUUCCCAACAAUUUCUAAAUUCGAAAACUUGUAUGACGCACCAGCUGGAGACGUCCCUUAAUAACGAGCAAAUGGAUCCGUAUAUGAAGUCAACACAUACAAAGCGCUUUGUGGUGGAAGAUUCAAUAACCAAAGUGACUUCCGAUGGCGAGCCACAUGAGAUGAUGACAAUGAUUGCCGGCCUCUCGGGACUUUUUGCUGCCAUGGUAAUUCUAGCUGUGCUAAUAUCCCUACUCAGUUGCAAGAGUGACAAGAAGGCGAAACAUUGCAAAAAUUGCCCGCGCACAAACUAUGGCAAAGACAAUUUCGCACGCAACUCUAGUUUGAAUGAGAGCACCACACGCUCAUCCAUAUCGACUACCUAUACACGAGCUACAAGCCUCGAAGAAGGCAAUUCAGUACCAGCAACGCCAAUUUACAAUCCCACCGUUUCGGUUAUUUCUUCGGGCAAUCUUUCGGGUAACCUGAACUCAGCUUUCAUGAAUAGCGAACUGAAUUUGGCCAACACUUUGUCGAAGCCGAAGAAGAAGAAAACACACUGGAGUGAUGAGGUGGAUGCGCAACUGCGUAUGAAGGAAACCACUGUGGAUAUUGAGCGAUUUUGAGGAAAUCAACGAAGCAUGGACGAUUUCAGCUAUACGAAUUUAUGCGCAUGCGCGGAUUGAUACGAUAUUUCGGCUGGGCUGCAUGUUUGUUUCGCUGUUGUAAUUGACAAAGCGAGGACGCGCUUGCUAAAUGUGAAGACUGAUUGGGGGAGGUUGUAGCAAAAGCCUCUUUCAUUUGUUUUGUUCUUACGAAAAGUUUAUAGUAAUUUUCAAAAAAUUACGAGCAUAAAUAUAUACAGCACACAAUUACCUGAUAUAUAUAAAUUUACUUUAGAAUUUAGUGUUAAGCCCAUUCAAGGUGUAUAUAUGAAUGCAUUUUAGCUUUGAAAAUAUUUGCAAAACAUUGAAGAAAUUUGCAAAAAUUAUUUUAAUCACAAACAC
Molecule: messenger RNA, 1568 nt
Organism: Anastrepha ludens (Mexican fruit fly)
Lineage: Eukaryota; Metazoa; Arthropoda; Insecta; Diptera; Tephritidae
Exons: 4
Coding region: 615-1187 (190 amino acids)
Source: RefSeq, a predicted model, not a curated record